AUUUAAUGUACAGUAUAACAUAUGCCAAAAAUCGACUUCCUCAUAACGACAUCACCAAGUAAAAUGCGAACAGAAAAAUUUAAGUUCCAAGAAACUUCUUAUAUACUUUCUCCAAUUUCACGUUAGAUUUUUUUUCCUGUGCAUCAAAGUUAAAAAUUAAACAUCAGAAAUAUAAAACCACAUAUAAGAAUUAAAGUGUAUUUUGUUUAUGUGGAUGGAUCGAUUGUUCUAUGCAUCCAAAUGAACGAAACACAAUACAAAUUUACCAAUUCAAAUUUCGAACUAAAUCAACCAUUCAUUAGUCUGUGUACGUUCAACUACGCAUGAGUCAAACCAAUCCAUUAGAUGACGAUCGCACAAGUUUAAUCCAUCAGCUUUCAUUAUAGUCGCUACCUAGAAUCAUGAUCGGACGUUUGAAUUUUAAUGGGCCUACAAUCUACAGAUUUUCAUAUAACUAAACUCACAUCGUGUCUGCGAUUCGAAUUAUUAUAUCAUGAUUAUGAUAUAAGCUACAAAUAGAGAGAGCGACCAGUAGCCGGUAUUUGAUUAAGCAUACUUGCUCCAAAGAUAUUGGAUAAACUCCGUAGGUUGCUGAUGAUAUGGAUGUUAUGUUUGAUACUGAAACAUAUACAGCGAAUUGUCCUAUUCUUUAUUUUGAAAUUCAAGUAGUUUGCAGUUUAGAGAGAAUAUAGGCCAUUUCAUCUUUGUGGUUCCUGUGGAAAGAAAUGGUAAACAAACUCGUAAGCCGUUGGCUGAAGUGUAUUAUCUUGCUGAAUGCCGUUAUAAUAUUGAUACUUUAUUCAGUCAUUCCAAAAUGGAACGAUGAAUACAGUGUGCUUCCAGCACGGGCUGUGCCUGACCAAAAUUUCCAACAUCCACAAACGUAUGGAAUAAAUAGUAGUUCCAUCGGCGUUACUGACAUUUCUAUACCUAAUGUAAAUGCGACCAAUAUGUACGUAAUUGACUUCGGCAACGAAACGCGAUUUAAUUUUGGAGAAUUAUUGAAUUUGCUAAAGACACCUUGGAAAAAUAAUAUAUCAUAUAUAUUACAAUUUAGACAUGAUUUAUCGUCAUUUACGGAAUCGUUACGGAUGUUAUUCGUGACGAAAGAAAGUACAAAGCUUGGUAGUAAAUUGCAAUAUGUUUGGACAAAGUACGGUAAAGUCACCAUCAACCAUGUGAUCUUCAAAUAUCUUCCAAAGAAUUCACCGUUUACUGGAAACUACACGAGAUGCAGCCUGGUUGGUAAUAGUGGCAUUCUCACAAAUAGUAGAUGUGGGUCGGAUAUAGACAAAUCAGAUUUCAUUAUACGCUGUAAUGCUCCUCCCAUAAAAGCAUUCGCAGAAGACGCUGGAAAAAAAUCAAAUCUGACGACUGUCAACCCAUCUAUCUUAAGGAGAACUUACAAUAAACUACGAACAAGAAAAGAUCAUUGGAAAUAUUUGAAUGGCAUGCUUCAAUACAAUAUGCAUCUCUGGUUACCUACAUUUGCCGCAAAUUAUAACGUCGAUUUGUGCCUACGGGCUGAUAGAAUGAUGAAAACGUCAAAAAAGUAUCCAGUGCACAUUUUGCAUGGACAUCCCCAGCAUUUUACUGAAGUUAUGAAUUUUUGGAAGCAAAGAGGCAUAAACAAGUCAAUUACAACAGGUUUCUAUAUGACGAAUCUAGCCCUGCAAUUGUGUAACGAAGUACAUUUGUACGGUUUCUGGCCGUUCCACGUGGAUCUAUACAACAAGGAAGUUCCGUAUCACUACUUUGACGACACUCAACUCGGUAUUGGAAAAACUUUCCACAACAUUAGCAGUGAAUUUAAGGCUCUCUUAGAGUUACAUAAAGCUGGGGCUUUAAGAUUGCAUUUGCGUUGCUAAACAUAAUGUUACGUUCGUUUUGUUUUGUAGAACAUUUUCAUUCAAACCGCGAAUAAUAGAAAUAAAGUUUUUAUGACGAUUUAAAGAAAAUUUCACAAUAAGCAUCCAUAUGGAAAGUUACAUUUAAUGAGACAAAAACCAAAGCAAUUCAUUUUAAGAAAAAUAAUGUUCAUAAAAUAAAUUUAAUGUCCAAUUGCAAGCCUAUUGACUUCGUUACAACGUUUAAACAUGUAGGUAUACAUUUUAGUAAUGACCUAACAUGGACAUACCAUGUAAGACAUAUAAUUGAUGAAUCCUAGCAAAAAUUUUAUUUAUUGGACGGGGUAAAAAAAUUAUCUAGAACUACAAAAGAGAAAAUGUAUUUAACUUGUAAUCGAUCCUGUAUAGUAGUAGGCUUACAAACCUUUCCUACUAGCAGGCCCUAGCAUCAGUGGCGUAUGGGUCUUGAAAUGGAAGGGAGCUGAUGGGGGUGGGAAUGUAAAGUGGGGAUCGGUGAUUAGGUGAGGGGGCUAACUUGCAAAAUAAUGUGAUUUAAGGUGAUUUUUAACUACUUGAGUAUGAUUUGUGGGCGGGGGAUUGGCGAGUAUUUUUUUUCUUGGGGGAGGGGCGUGCACGACCCUUGCACAUCCUAUAUAUGCCAACACCUAGCAUACCCUGCAAUUUACCCUACGGUCCGCCACUGGUUAGCAUGGGGUAUUCCACUUGACAAUACAGGUUGUAUUAUAAUACACUAUAUUUUAUUGUUCCACACUUUUUUUAAGUGUGCUUACCUCGUUUAUUCACCGAAGUCACAGUAGAGUGAAACAAAUAGCUUACACUAGUCAGAAUUUUAUUCUAUUUCAACGCAAUUAAUUUAGCAUCGUAUAAACAAAACAAUGAAUGACUUAUCAUGACACAGGAAGGAAAAUUGAUUUUUAUAAAAAUAAAAAAAUACAGAUUCUGUAUAAUAUUGAGUUGGUUAAAAUAUUAAUAGCGUCUUUCUGUUAAUAUUUAGUAGCAUUUGUCGACACUUGAAUUAAUAAGCUAAGAUAGUAUAAAUUCUUAGCAUCGAAAUGUACGCCAUCCUGUCGGGAUUCAAUAUUUCGACAUUAAUUAUGUCAUCAUCAGGAAUGAAAUAUUGAAUCCCGACACGGUGGCGUGCAUUUCGAUACUUGGGGUACGUAUAACGCGUAGUUGAAUCAUUACACCAUGGUGUUAAGCAAAACUUAUGUCAUAAUGCAAGUAACACGGAAAAAUAAUAUGAUUAAUGAACUGUGCGGACCUUCUCUCGUGAAUGAACAUUAUCAUGAAACACUAUGAGAAAUUAUUUCCAAGAUAUUGUUCUGGCAACCUGCACAUAGUCAAGUUAAAAGAGGAAAAAAGGAUUGACAUAUCUGGAUCAACUAGAAAAAGAUACUACGGUAAUUUACUAAGAUAUGUUGUUUCCACAGCCAUGAUGGAACGAGAUGGAUGGAAGCAGUUGCAAACAAUUCUUGAUCGACAAAUUUAUAUUAUAAUUUUUUAAGAUAUUUUGCUUUCUUGCUUAUUAUGUAUUUUGGGGAGGAAUUUUCUUUUUCCCAUACAGUAAAUAAAUUAUAGAGGGCGCUAUUUAAGGUAAUUUAUGUGAACUGAUAACAUGGAUAUGCAUCAUCCUGACUUCUCCCUCGCGAGUUGCCAAGUUGUGCUUGUGGAUGAAAGUAUGAAAGUACGGCGGAUAGUAUAGGGUUGGGUAGGCCAAAAGUUCUGGUAGUCGACAUAGUAAACAUUAAUGGACUUUUGUAAUAAUAAUAUACCUAUGCCUAGACACUAUUUGCGUACAUCAUGAUCUUUGAAAAUAUAAAAAGCAGUACAAUA
Molecule: messenger RNA, 3701 nt
Organism: Anneissia japonica
Lineage: Eukaryota; Metazoa; Echinodermata; Crinoidea; Comatulida; Comatulidae
Product: alpha-2,8-sialyltransferase 8E-like
Exons: 7
Coding region: 726-1868 (380 amino acids)
Biological process (GO): N-glycan processing; oligosaccharide metabolic process
Molecular function (GO): alpha-N-acetylneuraminate alpha-2,8-sialyltransferase activity
Source: RefSeq, a predicted model, not a curated record